AGACAUUAUUUUUCUAUUUGUAAGAUGGAUAAUUCUGAAAGAAGUCGACAUUCAAGAAAACGAAGACUUUCAAGAAAGUGGUCUUUGAAGACUGAUGACAAUAUAGAAUUAAAUCAAUUAGAAAAUGAAAUAAGCAGUGAUGUUCACGAGUUGAAGAAUCAUUCGAAGGAUCAAUUGGAAGUAUCAGAAGAAAAUUCUUGGAAAAAUGAGGAAGAAAUAAAACAAUUUCGUCAAAGUAAGCGUGGUAAAAGAAAGAGAAGAGUCUUGAAACGAGAUAAAGUGUUACAAAUGACUACUUCUGAUGAAACUGAAAUAAAUGAAAUUAAGAAAGUUAAGGAAAAAGAAGUUCUUUCAUCAACUUCGAGUAAUCAUGCUCGUUCUUCCACCAAUCAUUUACAUCACAAGUCAAAAAAACGUGAUAAAAUACAUGAUCUGUCGAGUAACAUUGAGAUACCGAUAACAGAAAUUUUAAAAAAAUACGAAGAACCUGUACCUCCAACUCCAUUGACCACUGAUAAGAUCUACAUUCAAAGUGACAACGGCUUUAACGCGGUUAAAAUUAUUACAAAGGAAGAUGAUCGAAGAAACGUUUUAAAAUUCUUAUCCAAAGGUCGUCUUAGUAAACGAAUUUAUUCACCCAUAAGUAUAGCUAUAAUAGCUCAAAAAAUGUUCACACGUAUAGCAUUUAUUUAUCAAGGUCUUUUAGGUGGAAUGGCUUUAGUACAUCUUAUAAUGAUACAAUUUUUCUUUGACUCCUCGAUGGAUUUUAUUUUGAAGUAUUCUCACUUUUCCGAAAUUUAUUGCAGUUUAUUUUCAUUGCUAAUCGCAUUUUCUGUUGUCUCGACGUUCGACAAAUUUGAUCUAGCUGGUUUGGAUGUUGAUCAAUUAAGAAACAUUUGUAAAGAUUACGUUGGAUCUACCAUAGCUAUUCCAUUGUAUUUAGCAACAUUAUGUUUGCAUGAAACAUUUGCAAAUGUGGAUGAUAAAUUAACGUUAAUUCAUUAUCAAAAUUUUAACAAUACCUCAUGGAAUGAUACCAUGUAUAUGGAAGAAAUUUUUGAUGGAUUAACAACUUGGAAGAAAGUAAACAUAUCGAAAGAUUUACUUGCCAUAUUAGGUUGGUUUUUUGUGGCAAUUGAUAUAAGACAGGAUACUUUAUUGAUUCAUCUUGAAUCGAUAGAAAGAUCUGCACAAACUACAUGUACAAAAUAACAUUUUCGAAAAGGAUAUCAUUCUUUGAUGAUAAAAAACAAAAAUUAAAACUUUCAAAAACAUUUUUCAUACAA
Messenger RNA from Vespula pensylvanica (western yellowjacket), 1286 nucleotides. RefSeq lists its product as uncharacterized. Gene Ontology annotation, cellular component: ciliary transition zone. The record is from RefSeq and is a predicted model, not a curated record. The transcript has 4 exons. The coding region runs from base 25 to 1212 and encodes 395 amino acids. Lineage: Eukaryota; Metazoa; Arthropoda; Insecta; Hymenoptera; Vespidae. Gene Ontology annotation, biological process: cilium assembly.